GUUGUUACACAACAAUCCGGUUUCACAGGCGCGACACUGAAGUCCGACUACUCCAGAGACGAAGUCUGUAUCCUGAGCCUGUUUUGAUUAAAGAGACUGCUAGUACCAGCAGGGGAACAUAAUGGCGACAGCAAGUCAAAAUGUGAAUCCUCUGACACGCAGCAGCAGCUAUGAAAUGCUGCCACCUCACAUGUCUGAACUGAAGGUUGUUGUGCUGGGAAACAGAUGGUCUGAGCAGAAUGAAGUGGGAAACUUCCUGCUGGGAAAAAAUACAACCAUUGCAGCACCUGACCGCUGUUUGAUGAUCAGAGAAGGAUUAGGGGACAAACACAUAACCAUCAUUCACACUCCAGAUCUGCUGUUUCCUAAAAUGGACAAUGUAAAAGAGUUUAUACAACAAUGUGAUAAACUCACUCAUCCUGGACCUCAUGUGUUCCUGCUGGUUCUACAUCCUAAAGACUUUACUGAGGACCACAAACGAAAGCUCUGUAGAAUCCUUGAGAACUUCAGUGAUCAAUCAUUUGAUCAUUCUCUGGUUCUGAUAACUACAUCUAAAAUGAUGACACCUCCAGCAUUAAAUGACAUGAUCAGGAAAUGUAGAUACAGACACUUAAACUGGAGAAACCUUGACCGUUUAGAGCUGCUAAAAUGCUUGGGUCAGGUUGUAGAAGAGAAUAUAGGACAGCAUGUUAAAUUAUCUGUGGACACAGAAGAUCCAGCAAGUACAAUAAUAAGUUAUGUCCAAAGCUCAACACUUCACAUCACAGAGACUGCGAAGGCUGCUGGUCUGCGUGCGGGUGAACAAAUUCCUCAGCAUCGCUCCAAGCCAGUAUCUGCAUUUAGGAUUGUGCUGAUUGGGGGGAGUGAAAAGACCAUAUUUGCCAAAUUCCUAUGGAGCCAAAGUUCACCCAAAGCUCUAGUAACCUAUGGAGAAUGGAAAGGACAACAACUUACAGUAGUGAAAACUGGAGACCUGAUCAGUCAGUCUGUGGAAGCAGUGAGACGAGAGAUGAAGGUCUGUGUGAGGUUUUGUUCUCCUGGACCAAAUGUUCUGCUGCUGUUUGUGAACCCUUCUGAUUUCACAGAGGAGAAAAGAAAAACACUGGAGUUCAUCCUGAGUUUGUUUGGUGGAAACGCUUUUAAAUAUUCAAUGGUUGUUUUCACACAUGAGGGCGAGAAUGAGACAGUGAAAAAACUGAUUAAAGACUGUAAACAAAGGCAGCACAGAAUCAGCCAUUACAAAAAGGUUCGGAUAGAAACUGAUGAAGAGUUAAUGCAGAAAAUGUCAAAAAUGGUGAGAGACAACAGAGGAGGAUGUCUAAGACUGAAUAAAGAGGAUGAUGCUUCAACAGCUCUAAACCUGGUUGUGUUUGGGAGGAAAGGAGCAGGGAAGACAUCAGCAGCGGAGGCCAUUGUAGGUCAGACAGGGCUUCAUGCAGUCUCCAGCUCAUCACAGUGUGUUAAACACCAAGGAGAGGUGUGUGGACGUUGGGUUUCCCUGGUGGAGCUGCCGGCCUUGUCUGCAGAACCAGAGGAGACAGUGAUGGAAGAAUCAUUCAGGUGCGUCUCCCUCUGUGACCCUGAGGGGGUCCAUGCCUUCAUCCUGGUCCUACCUGUGGCUCCACUCACUGAUGAAGACGAGGCAGAGUUACAGACCAUCCAGAACACGUUUGGCUCUCGAGUCAAUGACUUCACCAUGAUUCUGUUCACUGUGGAGUCAGAUCCUGGAAAUCCAGCUGUUGCUGAGUUUAUUAAUAAAAACAGGGAAAUCCAGGAUCUCUGUCAGUUGUGUGGAGAAAGAUCUGUUGUUCUCAACAUCAGGGACAAGCAGACGAUCCCUGAUCUGAUAAAAGCUUUGGAAGAAAUGAUAGAUGACAGAUCAAGCUCCUUCACUAAGGACAUAUUCACCAGAGCUCUGAUGGAGAAGAUCACAAAUGAUAGCAUGGUCCGUAGGCGUUUUUCUGUCUUGUCUUUUAACAUGCGACAAAACAGUGACAGUGGCUCAGAGGCUGAGUGAGUUCCCGGGCCUCAGGCGACACAGGUUCACUGAUGAAGAGGCAUACUUGACACAUGACACAGCAUGACAAGGCAGAUCCUCAGCCAGGGGACAGUGAGGCAUUGCCAGAAUAUUAAAAGACAACAAGAAUAUAAAAGAGAAAAGAAAAAAAAAUACAGCAGUAAAUGCAACAUUUCUGAUCGACCCUCUCAAAUAAGAGAUUUGUGAAUAUCAACACAAUCUAAUGAGCAUCUAAUUAUAAGGCAGGCGUGACUGCAGCUGCAACAUUUAAUUAAUAAAAUGAGCUUGGAACAUGUUGCCAGUUCUAAAAAGUAAAGAUGCACCGGAUCACCUGCAGUGGGUCUGGAGUACAUUGGACCAUGAGAGUAGAAUAAUGGUCAAUGGUCAAUGGUCAAUCUUUUGUCUUAUAUAUUUGUCUUAUACUUACUGUAUAUUUUUUUAAUAAUAAUUUACUACAUUUACUCUAUUUUAACAUCAUGAUUUUAACUUUUUUUGUGAAACCUUUAUUAAAAUCCACUAGCUUACCAAGGCCCAGUGUCCACCUCUUGGCUUUUAGUUUUAUUUGCUGCAAUAAUUGUUCAAUUGUUGUAGGUUCAGUUUUAGUUUAAACCAUAUUACUGAUGCUCUGACACUUACAUUUUAAAUAAUUACACAGCAUCAUGCUCAUGCAUGUAAACAUUAAACUAUCUGAAAUAAACAUUUCAAAAGCAAACUCUCCUGUGUUCUAUCCAACACCUUAGAGAUAUGUAGUCACAUAUAGACAGAAUUUAAUUUAAUUCAUUCAAUUUUCCAAUUCAAUUCAAUUUUAUUUAUAUAGCAACUAAUCACAACAAAGUUAUCUCAAGGCACUUUACAAAGUAAGGUUUAAGACCUUACACAAGUAAACCCAACAGAUCCCACAUACAAAAAGCCUUUAAAACUCCUUCUCUUACAAGGAAGAAACCUCCAGCAGAACCAGGCUGGAUGUGGGCGGCCAUCUGCCUCGACCGGUUGGGGUGAGGGGAGAGAGAGAGAGAAAAGCACAGCAACAACAACAAGCAACAGCAAGCAACACCAGAGCACAGGCAGGAUGGUAGGACCAGGGACUGGAUACAGGCAGGACGGUUGGAUCUGCAGCUGCCCAUCACAGACACAGCUCUAAGUACAAUCAUACCUGUAGGUGAGGACAGAGAGAGAGAGAGACAGAGAGCGGGAGAGAAGCACAGCUACUGGAGAGAAAGAGACAAGGUUAGUUGAACAUAGAACAAUGAUGUUAUUGGACAAAAGAGGUAGAAGGAAACAGAGGAGCUCAGUGUAUAAAUUUCCAGUCCCCCAGCUGUCUAUGUCUAUUGCAGCUUAACUAAGAGAUGGUUCCUGUGACAAACAAUCAUUGCCAGUGACCUGAACCAUUUCUAACUAUAAGUUUUAUCAAAAAGAAAAGCCUGAUCUUAAAGGUGGAGAGUGUGUCAGCUUCUCGUACCUGAACAGGGAGCUGGUUCUAGAGGAGAGGAUAAAUAUUCAGAAUAUUUAUCUGACAAAAUAGACUUUUCUUACUUAUUUUUUUAUCGGCUACCACCCAAAUUCCAACACAGUAAAGGCAGUGAUAUUUAGAUUACAGAACAAAUGUAGUCUUUAAUGUUUUACACUCCUUCAGGCAUAUUUUUUAUUUGUGACAGUAGAGCUGUAGCUGCUUUUGCUCUGCCAUUAUCCUGCCUCACUCAGUCGCUAGUGAAGGACACUGGAUCUGAAACUGUCACAGUCCAGGGUUUUGUUCUUGUUCAGUUCCUGUUCUACCAGGUCCUGUGCUAACAUUUCUUCUGCUCAUUAGUCUCAGCCGUGGUCAAUUAAGCAAUUUGGUUUUCCUGUAUUUAGUCACCAGCAUUUACAUCAAUCCUUUGCAUGAUCGUGAGUUUUCAUACCUCGUUCCAGCGUUGCAUUGUUGUCUUACCUGUUUACCUAUACCCUUGUCAGAUAUUUCUUGCCUGUACCUUUGUCUUACCUGCUCGAUCUGUUGACUGACCGCCUCCCAGUGUUUGACGACGCCUUUUGCCUGCUCUCUCUGUACCUCUGCUAUUCUGCCAUUGUGUUUUUAACCAUUGCCUGUAUCCUGACAACGGUUUUGCAUUAAAUCCUUUUUACUUUUACUUACCUGUACGUCUCCCAAGCUGUGCAUGUGGGUUCGUCGCUUUACAGUAGACCGCAGCGCCACCGUGACAGAAACUUCUCCUGCCUGAA
Molecule: messenger RNA, 4231 nt
Organism: Betta splendens (Siamese fighting fish)
Lineage: Eukaryota; Metazoa; Chordata; Actinopteri; Anabantiformes; Osphronemidae
Product: GTPase IMAP family member 8-like
Exons: 6
Coding region: 122-2017 (631 amino acids)
Molecular function (GO): GTP binding
Source: RefSeq, a predicted model, not a curated record